Messenger RNA from Scaptodrosophila lebanonensis, 979 nucleotides. RefSeq names its product ubiquitin thioesterase otubain-like. Gene Ontology annotation, molecular function: cysteine-type deubiquitinase activity; ubiquitin binding. Gene Ontology annotation, biological process: protein K48-linked deubiquitination. The transcript is spliced from 3 exons. The record is from RefSeq and is a predicted model, not a curated record. Gene Ontology annotation, cellular component: nucleus. The coding region runs from base 102 to 875 and encodes 257 amino acids. NCBI's taxonomy places the organism in Eukaryota, Metazoa, Arthropoda, Insecta, Diptera, Drosophilidae.
UGCAUACAUGUGAGAUAAAGGUCUCUGAAACACAGUUUUUAAAUUUAACCCAUUUGGUACGUUUAGGCAAGCUUCAUAAAUCAGAGUAUAAUAUUUGAAAAAUGGAACCGAAAGAUGAGGAAAUCAUGAAACAGCAACGUGAAAUAGAAAAAGAGGUUUGUGAUUCGACACCUUUGGUCAGUGAAAAAAUAUCCCUAUCAUGUUUAAGAACAGAAUAUAUGGGCGACGACGUGUUUAGCGCUAAGAUUCAAGAUCUUUUGAAGAAGUAUAAGUUCAUCAGACGCACUCGUCCCGACGGCAAUUGCUUCUUUAGAGCCUUUGCAUAUUCAUAUUUGGAAUAUUUGAUUACGAAUUAUACUGCUUAUCAAGAGUUUCGAAAACUAGCGGAAUCAUCUAAAGAUAAACUUGUAGAGCUUGGUUUUCCGAGGUUCACGUUGGAAGAUUUUCAUGAAACUUUUAUGGAAGUUAUUAAGCGCGUAGAUCCAGAUUGUACUGGAGCUGAAGGAUCUGAAAAGCUUCAAAAUGAGCUACACCAAAUAUUUAAUGAGCAGGGUUAUUCUGAUUAUGUGGUGGUUUACCUGCGCCUUAUAACGUCGGGAAAACUACAAGAAGAGGCGGAAUUUUAUCAAAACUUUAUUGAAGGAAGCUUUACUAUAGAAGAGUUCCGUCACCAAGAAGUUGAACCUAUGUAUAAGGAAUCGGACCACAUCCACAUUAUAGCAUUAUGUACAGCUAUAGGGGCAGGAGUACGUGUUGAAUAUCUGGACAGAGGCGAAGGUAGUACCGUUAAGGCGCACGAUUUCCCUGAAGGUUCGGAGCCAAAAGUUUAUCUUAUUUAUAGACCAGGUCAUUACGACAUAUUGUAUCCUAACUGAAUUAGGACCUUAUAAUUAAGUGACGAAAAUCGUCCUUGCUAUAUUUUCAUAGCCGAGUACGUAAAUAUGUAUUUUAAUACAAAAAUAUAUUCUAUUAAAAGGUA